UUUAGUCCUGAACAGCCACUGUGAGUAUCCUUUCAUGUGUCUGUAUUUUAUGUUUCUUGGCCUGUGCAGAUUCCCCUACCCAAAUCUAUGUGUGUCUUAGGUAAUUGAGCAAAGCUAGAGUCUUUACCUCAGCUGCAUACUUUCUUGGUUGUUUUUCAUUCUGCCCCAUUUCGUCGAACACCUUGCGGGCGGCAGGGCUUAUGAGGAGGUUGCCAAGGGACAGGCACCUGGGGGGCUUCUUCGGGGCGCCGCCGGCGGCCAACAGGACAGGGCCGACCCACGUGGCAGCCGCCGGCAGCAACGCCAACUUCGACACCAACAUGGUCAUCAUACUGGCGGCGCUGCUGUGCGCGCUGAUCUUCGCGCUGGGGCUCAACUCGAUCGUGCGGUGCGCGCUCCGGUGCGGACGGCGGCUGGCGUUCGAGACCCCGGAGGAGGUGGCCGCGCGGCUGGCGGCGACGGGGCUCAAGCGGCGGGCGCUGCGCCGCAUCCCGGUGGCGGUGUACGGCGAGGGGGCGGACAUCCCGCCGGCGACCGAGUGCCCCAUAUGCCUCGGAGAGUUCGCGGACGGCGAGAAGGUCCGCGUGCUGCCCAAGUGCCACCACGGGUUCCACGUCCGGUGCAUCGACAAGUGGCUGGCGUCGCACUCCUCCUGCCCCACCUGCCGGCGUUCGCUGCUGGACCAAGGUGCCGGAGAAGGAGCGGAGGCGGCGGGGGGCCGGGCCGCGUGGCGGAGUGGCGUAGGCGCCGGCGAGUACGGCGAGCUCGCGCUGGCAUAGUACCGGCAGCAAUCGAGCUGCUCGGCGCUCGUUAGUCUGUGGAAUUUGUGAGUGUGGAAUGGAAUUAAUCAUGUAGAUACUGCAGAAUCUACGGUGGAUUUGGAAGAAUAUAUCAAAUUCUGCGUUGGAAAAUUUUGUAGGCGACAGAAAACUUAGGAAGAAGAGGAAAGGUAUCGAAAUGGAAAAUCUUUCUCUUCUCA
Zingiber officinale is the source of this 979-nucleotide messenger RNA. RefSeq names its product RING-H2 finger protein ATL74-like. Gene Ontology annotation, biological process: protein ubiquitination. The transcript has 2 exons. Gene Ontology annotation, molecular function: transferase activity. Bases 201 to 779 code for a protein of 192 amino acids. The record is from RefSeq and is a predicted model, not a curated record. Lineage: Eukaryota; Viridiplantae; Streptophyta; Magnoliopsida; Zingiberales; Zingiberaceae.